Messenger RNA from Rhopilema esculentum, 2354 nucleotides. RefSeq lists its product as uncharacterized. The record is from RefSeq and is a predicted model, not a curated record. Lineage: Eukaryota; Metazoa; Cnidaria; Scyphozoa; Rhizostomeae; Rhizostomatidae.
GCAGCCACUUGCAUCGAACCGAAUGACAAAUGAGGCUGGCGAAGACUAGGCACCUCUGCUGUAGCUAGUGAAAAUCUUUAGCUAAUCGCAGAUAAAAAAAAUAUAUGGUUCUAUCAUUGGCAUAAGAAAAAUUCAAAACAGCUGCUGAAAGACUGCACAGUUGUGAUGGAAUCUGAAUGAAGGCAGAAAGGAGGAAAUAAAGAAAACCACGAUGAAACUGAUAGUAUCACUUCUGUUGGCAACGAUGGCCAUGGCCAGUAGCAAAGGCAAGCUACAAAAGAAGGGCUUUGUAGUUGAAGUGCAGAGUCACCAGCAAGCCAUAAAGUUGGCAAAUCCAAUCGCAGACUUGGAACAAACUAUAAGCAGAGGUAUGAAUGACCCAUACACAGACCCGCACUUCGUGAUGAAUCAAAUCAACGCGGAAUUCUUCGGUAACUCAAUGAAGAGCAUUAACGCUGGGACAGCGACAGGAGAAAACGAAGCCCAUAGCAAAGAGCUAAUGGCGUUUAGAAACCUCCCUAUGAAUUCCAUGGGAAUCAACAGUGUGCCAGAAAACCUUUUACCAAGCAAUCCCAUAAUGCAACACGCUGUUAAGGACAACAAUGUGCCUUUGCGCCAACCUGCCGUGUCCAUCAAUGAAGCUUUGAGCAAAAUAAUGAAAAUCCGCAAUUCUCUGACAGCAAAGAAGCAUAUUGGUAAAAGCAAGCCACAGCCAUUCAAUUCUCCAUUCGAUCUCCAAAAAAUGGCAUCGUACCCUACUUUGCCAUCGAACAUGAAAAUUGCCCACGUGUCAAGUGACGUAAUACACCCGUCUUUGUCGAAAUCCGAAAAAGGGAAUGCACGUAGUUUCGAUUCUGCAGUCGAAACAGGGCUGGCUGACAUGGAUGAAAAUCAACCAACAGAAGCAGCAGUACAGAGUCUCGUAAACUCACCAGAUAAAUCAAACUACCCGAUUAAUAUCGGAGAAGAUUCGCAAAAUAUUGGCGAUACGUUGAGCUCAGUGAUUGAGAAAAAUGGUCCGAAGUCAAACGAUAUAUUAUCAACAAAUCCUGGUUCAAUUAGUAACAAAGAAAUGGAAGAAAAUUUUUCUUCAAUAAGAGCAUUUCUUGAUGCUGAUAGUGUUUUGAGAACGAAGAAGGUGAUGGAGCCCGAGAAGAGUUCAUUGGAAGACCUGUUACACUCAAAACACAAAAAGCAUACGGUACCAAAGGCGAAAAGAACACUCAGGAAAAUGCUGAGGCCUCACAUAAGGACAACACGUGACGCAGUCAGUCAACAGUAACAUUAUUACAAGCCUGGAUAAACUGAAAAGAAAGUAUAAACUUCCUUGUCCUUUAUGGAUAUUAUGAGGACAGUACCUUGAUCAUGUUAUUUCCAGGCGAAAUAUGCAAAAAACUAUUGAAAUGACCUUUGGAAGUCGCAAUAACCUUUUAUCAUAUAGAUGUCUGACGUUGCAACUGUGGAAUAAGUGAAGUCGUCUGCGAUCAGGAGAUCUAUGAAGAUUUAAAGAGGGAACUAAUGACAGAUAGUUAAUUGACUAGAACACUGACACGUUUUGAAGUAGCUUUGAAUGUAAACUUUGUAUAUUUGACAUGAUUGAUUUAGGUUCCUAUAUAUGUAGACGAAUCCAAAACACGUUUAAAUUAAUUGUUUUGAAAGGAUGAAAUAAGAAGGAGCGCCACGGGUGGCACAUUGGGAAGAGAUAGGGGGGUUUUGCGGGGGCUAAAGGGGUGCUGAAAGUAUCGUUCGUCAAAACGUAAUGAAAAAAGUAUCGUUCGGUCUUGCGGUACAGUUGCUGAAGCUUCUUAGAAUGAGCUCAUGACAAAGUUUAGAAUCGCUGUUCAAAAUGGUAUAUACUCGAUUUCUUGGCCUAAUUCCUUAUCUUGGCCUAAUUCCUUAUCACUGAUUGUUUGGUCACUUAUCACCAAGUGUGAUAUACUAAUCAACCAGGAACUGCGUGGGAAUCAGCGAUCGAGCAUUUCAAAUCACCGAUUCGCUUUUUCCAAUAUCAUUCCUCCUAUUACUUACUAGAAAGUUAUUGCACUGCUGUUAUUCAUAUGACUAUUCAGAUAUAUCGAGAAGACUAGUUUAACAAAAAUGAACAUUAGAUUACCAUCUCCAAGAAUAUGAGAUAAGAGUAAUAAUGGUUUGUGAUUCUUGAUAUUUUAUUGUUAAUAACCAAUCAAAAUAAUGAGUUAUUCGUAGAAGCAAUUAUUUUUAUUUGACUUUUAAUAUGUGAUUAUUUAUGUGAUCUUAUCCAAUAGCUAUGCAUAUUGUUACGCAAUUGGUAUGUUGUAAUAUUUAACUGUAGUAUUGUCAUUAUCAAACUAGAGCCCAGACUUUGUUUGGUUACU